AAAAUGCAUGAGAGAAUUCCAGCAAUGGUCUGGAAUAAACCAUAUCAGUGCUCACAAUGUGGAAAAUGCUUCAGUCAGAGUUCCAAUCUCAGUUCCCAUCAAAGAAUUCAUACAGGGGAAAAACCAUAUCAGUGCUUUGAAUGUAGAAAAUGCUUCAGUCAAAGACACCAUCUCACUUCCCAUCAAAGAGUUCACAGCGGGGAGAAACCAUAUCAAUGCUGGGAAUGUGGAAAGAGGUUCACUCGGAGCUCCAAUCUUACUUCCCAUCAAAGAAUUCACAGUGGGGAGGAACCAUAUCAGUGCUUGGAAUGUGGAAACAGCUUUAAUUCCAAGAGAGGUCUCAGUUCCCAUCAAAGAAUUCACAGUGAGAAGAAAUAUCAAUGUUUGGAAUGUGGAAAAAGCUUCAGCUGGAAAGAAAGUCUUACUUCACAUCAAAGAAUUCAUACAGGGGAGAAACCAUAUCAAUGCUUGGAAUGUGGAAAGAGUUUUAAUACAAGCACAAAUUUCCGUCGUCAUCAAAGAAUUCACAGUGGGGAGAAACCAUAUCAAUGUUUGGAAUGUAGAAAGAGCUUUAAUACAAGCACAAACUUCCACAGUCAUCGAAGUAUUCACCGUGGGGAGAAACCAUAUCAAUGUUCGGAAUGUGGAAAGAGCUUCAGUCAGAGCUCCAAUCUCACUUCCCAUCAAAGAACUCACAGCAGGGAGAAACCAUAUGGAUGGUUGUUUAAGAUGGAAUUCAAUUUUAGGGGACUUUAA
This is a messenger RNA of Rhineura floridana, 756 nucleotides long. Its product is annotated as zinc finger protein 570-like. The record is from RefSeq and is a predicted model, not a curated record. The transcript has a single exon. Gene Ontology annotation, biological process: regulation of transcription by RNA polymerase II. Bases 4 to 756 code for a protein of 250 amino acids. Gene Ontology annotation, cellular component: nucleus. Gene Ontology annotation, molecular function: DNA-binding transcription activator activity, RNA polymerase II-specific; RNA polymerase II cis-regulatory region sequence-specific DNA binding. NCBI's taxonomy places the organism in Eukaryota, Metazoa, Chordata, Lepidosauria, Squamata, Rhineuridae.